Molecule: messenger RNA, 883 nt
Organism: Ilyonectria robusta
Lineage: Eukaryota; Fungi; Ascomycota; Sordariomycetes; Hypocreales; Nectriaceae
Exons: 2
Coding region: 1-735 (244 amino acids)
Source: RefSeq, a predicted model, not a curated record
AUGCAGACUCCCGUUAUUAUAGAAUCGCGUCGACGGACCGCUGCUGGAGUUGGACAGUCUCGUGCUGCUGCAGCCGAGGCCUUUUCCGAGAGCGUUCUGGCCCCGAGGGCGGUGGAGUUAGCAGUCCUUCCUGCCGUGGGCUGUGGCGUUUGCGGGAAGGCGGUGUCUGUGGAGAGGGAAGGCUGGCUCAGGGGUGUUUGGUCGCCGUACAAUUUCUGGAACGUCUGCCACUUGGGGAGCCUGAUGGACUGGGAAGACGACCUCGCCCAAGCCCGCAUCUGCCUCAAUAUUCUCUCCUUCUGCAGUACCACGGACUCGGUAGCACUCAAAUUUCAAGACUGCCUCGUCCCUAUCCACGACAAACUGUCAUCUUACAUCCAACCCACAACCAGUACUAGCACCUUCCCGAAUCCGUCCUCCUUCGCCUACAUCCUCAGAGUUCCGAAGACUGCCGGCGCCGAACGCGUUAGCCUGCCCUUGAAGCUCCUGAUCAUGUUGUGCCAGCCGUUCGGCAACAUCAAUGACAAGGGUGGCUCGAACGAUGACCUCGGGGAGCGGCAAGGCUGGAGGCUCGAGAGCUCCUCGCCAUUCCGGUGGGACCCCCGGGACCUCGGGAUUGGCGAAACAGGGUUUAUGGAGAGCGAGAAUCGGUUCCUGGGCAGUGAUGAACCGAGUGGAUGGGCGGCAGUCGGGAGUGAAGAUGAAUCAGACGAGCUGGAGUGGGUGAUGAGUUAGGUAGUGUCAAGAAUCAAAUAUGCAAUAGGGAAUGGAGAGGGCAGAGGACAGACGGGAUGUUAGGCAGUGGGUAGUUAGUAGUGAUACUUAUGUGACUUCUAUUGAUCUCUGCCUCUCUCUUGUAUCUGUGGCCACACCAUAGGCUACU